UCCUUAAACCGCCGAGAUCAAAUGUUCGAAGUCCAAAUCCGCAUGAGGUGAUCUCGAGGUGAUGUCGAGGUGACUCCAAAUCAGCAUGGAGCUCAGAGAGUUGAUGAAGAUGUGGUGGGUGUCUUACAAAUGUGCACUAAGCGGGCUUUUCUUUCGAAGCAACAUUGGCAAGACCAUUUCGUAGAUUCGCAUGCAAUCCAUCUUGCAUGGUCUAUAGAGUACGAUGUUGGUUUUUUCCGGUCGACGGUGGCGGCGGCCGCGGGCGUCGUUUCCUCCAUGAAGGCUCCGUUGUGGUGUUCCCUUUCCUUCAUGGUUCUCUGGGUGAAAACUCGAUCUUCGGGGUCGGGCGGUGGCGACAAUCCGAUGUCAUGCCCUUCGUGAAGGCACCACCUUGGAGUCCAUCCUCUGUCAGUGUCCUGCUUCACUUCUUCUCGGUGGCUAGUUCUCGGGAGGUCCUCGUUGGCUACAAGUGGUUCUUUUUGGCUCAUCUGUAGUGCUUGGUGGUUGAUUGGGUAGUGUGGCGGUGCGUCGACACCCUUGUAUCUUGCCUUGGGUGAGUGUGGUGUGUGUGUUGGUGGCUUGUUGUAUCCGGAUGUGUAUCUCUGGUCGUUGCUUUAUAUAUGAAGUGGGGCAAAAGCCUUUUUCAGUAUUAAGUGGGUGUGGAGGCUGGGAAUGUGGUGGCUAGGGGUUGCUGUAAGCCAAACAGAAGUGGUGAAGUUGUUUCUCAAACAAAAGAGAGUUGUUGCAGUUAUGGUAGCUUUAUUUUUUUGCGAAGAAGGGUCCCUAUAUAUUAUAAAUUUCACCAGUAGUACAAAGCACUCCUGACAUAGUAAAAAUAACAUUGAGGUCCUUGGACCACUACCGCCAGCAGAACAAGCCGUCCACGCGCUCCUUUCGCUCUUCCUCUAUCGGUGUCAGCCUGACCUUGUCGAUGACAGUUGGGAAGUCUUCGUGCAUGUGUCCCUAAGUACCAGCAUCCUGGACAAGGUCGUUGCUGUUGAACCCAUGAAUCGGUCCGAAGUGCUUGACACCAUAUGUGGUUGUAAAGAAUGUGAGGCGAGAAACCUAACCUCGCCACUCCAAGGAGACGGCAAGACAGGAACUCUGUCGAAUCUGCCCUGAUGGCUAGGUUAGAAUGGAAGAAUGGUCAAUAGACGUGACCGAUGGAGCCAGGGUGCUGGGAUUGGUAGUUUUGUGGAGAUCAAGAUGAGCUAAUAUACACUAAUGUUGCCAUGUCGAUAUUACAAAUAAUGAUGUCUUAUGGUCUGUGGCUUUGGCUGUUGGUUCUAGUGUUGGCUUCAUGGUUCAGGUUAAAGUAUCCCCAUGUUGCCAUCGGAGCCCUGGCGUCUUCUGCACCCAUCCUGCACUUCGACGACAUCACCCCGUGGUCAAGCUUCCAUGAUACCGUCUCACGGGACUUCAAGUCCGAGAGCCUGAAUUGCUUCAGUGUCAUCAAGGCAGUCUGGGAUGUGCUAGAUAACAGGGGAUCCAACGAUACAGGGCUCUUGGAGCUCAGCAAAACCUUCAGGGCCUGCAAGACCGUGCAGUUCAUUUAUUCGCUGAGCAGCUGGCUACAGACAGCGUUCAUCCACACAGCCACGAUGGACUAUCCAACCCCAGCAAAUUUCUUAAUGAAUCUGCCUGCUUACCCAGUCAAGGAGAUGUGCAAGAUCAUUGAUUCUUUUCCUGCGGGAGCUGACGUCAUCGACAAGGCUUUCGCUGCGGCGAGCGUGUACUACAAUUACACAGGCGACCAGAAAUGCUUCCAGGUGGAGGGUGGCGAUGACCCUCAUGGCUUCAAAGGAUGGGGCUGGCAGGCCUGCACAGAGAUGGUCAUGCCAAUGACGGUGUCGAACGAGAGCAUGUUCCGACCAUCCAGCUUCAGUUACGAGAAGAUGUCCGAGAGCUGCCUUGCGGGCUACAGAGUUCGUCCAAGGAUGCACUGGAUCACUUCUGAAUAUGGUGGCCAUAAAAUUGACAAGGUUCUCAAGAGGUUUGGGAGCAACAUCAUCUUCUCCAACGGGAUGCGAGACCCGUGGAGUGGAGGCGGGGUACUCAAGAACAUAUCAUCCAGCAUCAUUGCUCUUGUCACGGAGAAAGGGGCCCAUCAUUUGGACUUGAGAUCUGCAACCAAGGAUGAUCCAGACUGGAUUGUAGAACAAAGGAGACAGGAAACUGAGAUCAUACAUGGAUGGAUAGAUCAGUAUAACAAGGACAUUGCACAGACGUAGCAGCAAGAAGGCGCCAUUGAUUUUCAGUCAUGGAAAAUAAAUAUGGCUUGGUGGCUUUGUUAAUCUAUUAAUCUGAAGUCAGGCAAUCGCCUUUUAUCUAAAUAAAUAAAUAAAUAAAUAUGGUUACAUGCAAAAUGUAAGGAUUUUCCUUUCUUCUACAGGGUGAUAAGCAGUAAAAGAAGAAGAUAAUGCAUUAGUGCAACUUCAAAUUCAACAAGACACCAGAAAUUCUUGAACUUAAGCGGUCAUACGUGAAUCAUGAAUGCAGAGGGUCUAUUUUUCUUCGUAACUGUUGGAGUGAACAUUGAAUUUAGGGACAAACAUGUAUUUGUCCCUGCUGAAAAUUUUAAUGCAUGGUUUUGACAUAUGCGAUGUCUAUGACGUGUGGGGUCUGAGUCCACAUGUUAUACACAUUGGCCAUAUUUCACAAAAAUA
This is a messenger RNA of Triticum aestivum (bread wheat), 2666 nucleotides long. Its product is annotated as lysosomal Pro-X carboxypeptidase-like. Lineage: Eukaryota; Viridiplantae; Streptophyta; Magnoliopsida; Poales; Poaceae. Gene Ontology annotation, biological process: proteolysis. The transcript has 8 exons. The coding region runs from base 1233 to 2231 and encodes 332 amino acids. Gene Ontology annotation, molecular function: serine-type exopeptidase activity; dipeptidyl-peptidase activity. The record is from RefSeq and is a predicted model, not a curated record.